Molecule: messenger RNA, 1725 nt
Organism: Trichogramma pretiosum
Lineage: Eukaryota; Metazoa; Arthropoda; Insecta; Hymenoptera; Trichogrammatidae
Product: leucine-rich repeat-containing protein 74B-like
Exons: 7
Coding region: 1-1725 (574 amino acids)
Molecular function (GO): protein binding
Source: RefSeq, a predicted model, not a curated record
AUGAUCGAACUACAGGACUUUGAUAUAAUCUAUGCACGGGACUUUUGUGAUUAUGAAGAAGAAGAAGAAAAGUGCCCUUCAGAACGUUGGUCCCUCAAAUAUGACUUGGAUCAACUUAUAUACCGUCCGGACAACAUCGAAGAAAAGGAAGAAGACGACGAAGUUAAAACUAUUCUCACAAGUUCAUCCGGGGAUUCGAAAAAGUUAGGAUUCGAAGAAUCUGAAUCCGUAGAAAGUUUGACGCAUCCAUGCUUGAAAGCAAUCAGUAUAAGCGAUUCGCAGCUUCAGUUCUUGAAUCUUUACAAUUUUUUUCCGGUACCGAAAGAUCCCGGUUUGAGAGACGCUUUUUGGAUUUUGUAUCCAAGUCCACCUGAUUAUGCUGCCGAUGGAAUCGAUAAGUUCCAUGAUUUAAUUGACAUAUUUAAGUUGGCGCCAAUAGGGUGUUUGAAAAAACAACUAAAGAGUGACACAGUUGAUUUAUCGUAUUUUUCAUUGGAUUCAAGAAUAAUUCAACCUUUAUGUCAAGCUUUAAUUUUCAAUACGACAGUACAAACUUUGAAUUUAAAAGACAAUAUAAUUCCAGAAAAAGAUUGUUUUUAUUUGAAUAAUUUAUUACUCCGGAACUCAAUUUUGUCAUCGUUAGACUUAUCAUAUUGUAAAAUUGGCAGCGAGGGUGCAAGAAGACUUAUAGAAGGUAUAUCCAUUUCUUCCUUGAGGCAUAUUAGUUUGCGACGAUGUGAUUUGCAUGCCGAAGGUUUCUCGUACAUCGCUAAAGCCACAAGCGCCAAUGCUUUGCUAUUAAGUCUCGACGUUUCCGAUAAUAAUCUCGAUGAGAACUCAGCAGAUCAUAUUAGUUAUUUAAUAAGCAACACCGACUCUUUAAAAAAGCUUAAUCUUAGUUGGAAUAAUUUGUAUAGCAAAGAUACUUGUGAAAAAAUGUUUAAGGCUUUAAUCAAAAAUACAACGAUUACUGAUUUUGAUCUGUCUUGGAAUGCAAUGAACCAAGAGGGAAUAUUUUCACUUACCAACUUUAUUAUUAAUACAAAAACUGUUGAGAGACUCAACUUAGAAGCUAACUGCUUCAGCGAUAAUGAAGUCUUGGUAUUAGCUAAAGCCAUAGUAUCUAAUAACUCAUUGAAAGAAAUAUUGCUUAGCCAGAAUUUAUUCAGUCCUAAAGGAAUAGCAGAAUUCAUCAUUGCAAUAAGUAUAGAUAAUUUUGUAAAAACUCCUUUGCACAUUCUUGAUUUAGAAAACUUUUGGACCACCAAAAAUGCCAUCCCAGCAUUAGACCAACUAAAAAUUCUGAAACCAAACUUGAACUUGAAGUUAGGAGGAAUUUUGGAAAAUUUCUUAAUUAUUGGACCUGAUUUGAGAGAACUCUUUUUUAAACAAGCUAAUUUUGAUGCAAUGAACCAGAAAAAUAAAAAAGAAAGGAAAAAUUUUGGUCAUUUUAUACUUUCACUGAAUGAUGAAAUUAUACCGAGAGAUGGAUUUGAGGCAUUAGUAAAACAGUCUGGUAUUAAAUUGUCAGAAAAUCUAAUAAAUGAAAUUGCAAAACAAUUCCUAGUUACAAGAAGAAUGAUAAAUUUACAAGAAAUGAAAGUAUCUUACUUAUCUUACUUUCCUGAUACCAAGUUACCUCUACCACAGAAACUAGGAUCAGAACCAGAGGAAGAAGAAAAAGGACUUAGAUUAUUAGAUAUUAGUUUCCAGCACAUUGAUUAA